AUGGCUUUCAUUACCAAAAGAUUCAAAAGGUUUGCAAAGAAGAAACAAGGUGUAAGAAAGUUCUUUAGAAAAGACUUCAAUAAAGAUUUUCAAAAAGGGGAAAGUCACAAAAAAUCUGAAGUUACUUGCUAUGAAUGUAACAAGCUUGGACAUUACAAAUUGGAAUGUCCAGAGCUCAAAAAACAAUUCAAGAAGGAUAAAAAGAAGGCCAUGAUUGUAGCUUGGGGAGAAGACAGUGACGACAGCGACUUGGAGAUGGAUCUUUGCAAAAAUAAAGUCGCAAAUUUAUGCUUGAUGGAACUUGAAGAUGAGGUGUGUUUUAAGUCAAAAUCUAGCAACAACCAGUGGUACCUUGACAGUGCGUGCUCAAGGCACAUGACCGGAGAUAGAGCAAUGUUCUCAACCCUUAAAUCCAAAGAAGGAGGGCACGUGACCUUCGGAGACAAUAGUAAGCGAAAAAUCAUCGGCGAAGGUAGUAUUGGUAAAACUUCUUCACCCAUCAUUGAAAAUGUAUUGCUUGUUGAAGGAUUGAAACAUUACUUGCUUAAUAUUAGUCAAAUGUGUGAUAAAGGCAAUCAUGUCACUUUUGAAAAAUCCCACUGCACCAUUAACAAUUCUGCUGAAAACAAAGUGCUUUUUGUUGGUUAUAGGCAUGAAAAUUUUGAUGUAAAAUCUAAUGAAGCCGUGUUUCUUGGUUAUGCAAGUUUUAGUAAAGCUUAUCGUGUCUUUGAUAAAAGAACCUUACUUGUUGAAGAAUCUAUACACGUUGCUUUUGAUGAAUCUAGCUCCUUUACUUCCAAGAAUACCGCUAGUGAUGAUGUUGUAGAUUCUAAUCCAAGUAUUGAAGGCAUUUACUUAUCGAAAAAUGAUGAAUCUCUUGCUUCGGAACCCAAUAUUGAAGUCUCUAUAGAAGAUCUUUAA
Messenger RNA from Camellia sinensis, 921 nucleotides. The record is from RefSeq and is a predicted model, not a curated record. Lineage: Eukaryota; Viridiplantae; Streptophyta; Magnoliopsida; Ericales; Theaceae.